Haemonchus placei is the source of this 591-nucleotide messenger RNA. NCBI's taxonomy places the organism in Eukaryota, Metazoa, Nematoda, Chromadorea, Rhabditida, Trichostrongylidae. The record is from the annotation of a GenBank genome assembly.
AUGGCUGUAAAGGGGAUUGUGGAGCAAACUCAGGUUAAUCGUGAUGAUCUUCUGAAUGUCGACGAUAAAAACUGGAAGUCGGUGUUAUGUCGACGGUGUGACUCCAUAAUAUUUCCCGAAGAUCGAGUCAAAUUAGUGGACAGUAAGUUCUACGCAUUCACUGGAAAAGCGACUCAGAUGAGAACUCUUAUUAGAUUCAAUGUAUCUGGGAAGAUGACACAAUAUUUAUCGCCUCUCAGUUUCCACGAUAUGCCAACGUCCAAGCGCUCAAAAGAGAUCGUCAUUCCUUAUCAUCUCACAGUUAAACUCCCCCUGAUGAGUACAAGUGGUACAGGUUGUAAGGAAACCGAGGAUGUAUCUUUAUGGUGGUAUACAGCAAGUGAUAUGGACUUCGAUACUAUCGGUUUUGCUUUUGAAGUGUAUGACAAUAAAAAGGUAUUGCUCUGUGGUGAUUGUGAAUUUGGACCAAUUGGCCUACGAUCACAAGACGACAAACAGUUCUGGGUGGCUACGGAAAGAGUCGUCCAUGUGGAUAAACCUCCACCACCAGGAGCAAAGCCGAGACCGAAGAAAGAGAAAAAGAAAAAGUAG